GAUUUCCACGACAAGUACGACAAAUCGAAGAACCUCAGCAACCAUGCAGAUCUUCGUCAAGACCCUUACGGGCAAGACCAUCACCCUUGAGGUCGAGUCCUCUGACACCAUCGACAAUGUUAAGGCCAAGAUCCAAGACAAGGAGGGAAUUCCUCCCGAUCAACAACGUUUGAUCUUCGCUGGAAAGCAACUUGAGGACGGACGUACUCUCUCAGACUACAACAUCCAAAAGGAAUCUACUCUCCACUUGGUCCUCCGUCUCCGUGGUGGUCUUAUUGAGCCAUCUCUUAAGGCCCUUGCCUCCAAGUUCAACUGCGAGAAGAUGAUCUGCAGAAAGUGCUACGCCCGUCUCCCUCCCCGUGCUACCAACUGCAGAAAGAAGAAGUGCGGACACACCAACCAACUCCGCCCAAAGAAGAAGCUCAAGUAAAUGUUUCGCUCCUAUGGCGUUUGGGUUCACAGGGAGAUUGUGGAAGGGAGGAUUGGUGCGCGGAUAUAUCAAUGGAUUCUUUGCGUGGCCGGCUCUGUAUUUGAGAUCAAUAGCAUGAGGCAAAUGAAGCAAUGAGACGAUUAUUCAGCACACCAAUUACAAAUAUCUUCAAGAACA
Molecule: messenger RNA, 607 nt
Organism: Botrytis cinerea B05.10
Lineage: Eukaryota; Fungi; Ascomycota; Leotiomycetes; Helotiales; Sclerotiniaceae
Exons: 5
Coding region: 44-430 (128 amino acids)
Biological process (GO): translation; protein ubiquitination; modification-dependent protein catabolic process
Cellular component (GO): cytoplasm; nucleus; ribosome
Molecular function (GO): ubiquitin protein ligase binding; structural constituent of ribosome; protein tag activity
Source: RefSeq, a predicted model, not a curated record